CCUUGGUGGCGGCUCGCGCUGGCGGCCUUCUGCCGCGCGUUAGGGGACGGCAAGGCAACAGCAACACCAAGUUUGCAACUUCAACAAUACAAACUACACAAUCCCCCUAGCUGGCUAUUGUGGUGCCUACGUGACCACAAACGCGUUUAGCGUUUUAAACGAAGCGUUUAAAUGUUAGCGUUUAAACGGUAAACGCGCCUUCUUGGGUUUCUAAAAGCUAGGGUAAAGGCACGUUCGGGCAGCCGUAAAAUUUCCCCCGGGCAGGGGAAAAAAACCUGGGAUCGGUGGGGGGAGGCAAGGGGAUUAUUAUGGUAUACAAUUUAUUUACUCCAAUAUCGUGAUUAGACUCUGGCUCAGACGUUGUUGGUAUCGUAAAUAUUAGAUGUUGCAGACGUUGUAGGAUUAGUGUCUGCAGCAUUAGGGGGGGUCAACAUGGGCGUGGGCCCUUAACUGAGUGGAAAUUAGGUGGCCAGGGUGGGAGGUGAGAGAAUCGGACUGGAUCUGAGCUACGGCUAUGGCGCGCGGAUCUCUAGGGUUCCCGUUUUUGACGGGAAAGAGAUUGUGACGGAAGGAGGGGAGAAAGUGGUUAGAUUGGAGUGAAAGUCGUUGAUGAACAGGGUGCUGUGCGGUUGAGCGGGGCAAAAGGAUUGGAUGUAUUUUUUUCGUUAGGCUGGGAUUUGCGAUUUGGCAAAUGUCUGGUUGGACUCGCCAAGUCGCAAUGUCGCGGAAAAAAAUUGAUCGAAUUUUUGGCCGGGCUGCCCCUAAAAUUUUGCCCGAGCGUUUAGCGUUUACGCGAGCGUUUUGCGUUUAGCAUUUAAGCGCAGCGUUUAAACGCUAAACGCUGCCCCGCCAGAGCGUUUGCGGUCACGUAGUGUGGUGCUCAACAACCACACUUCUAACGAGGCAUGGAAAGCCUCGCCGAGCUUACCAGAGCGCUCACGCUAGCGCGCACUUCACCAACGCGGACCUACACACGACGGGAGCCCGUCACGCGACUUGGUCCGCUCCAGCUUCCUUCAGCAAGGCCGCCACAUAGCCCACCAGGAGCAUCAGCGCUGAUACGGCGCCGCCAACGAUGUCUACAGCUGCAGCCGAGUCUAUGCUCGCCGAUACUGCCCGCAUCACGGCGAGCAGGCGCGGGUCCAACACGGUUCCCGGGGUGGGUGCAGGUUGCACUCGCGGUGACACGACUGCCAGAUCAGCUGCAGCCAUCGCGCAGCGGUGGAGAGGAUCGUGGGGCAUCUUGCACGGGCUCGCUGAGCUCCGUAGAACGGAGUGCGAGUCCGUCAGCAUCUCCACAACAUACCCCAUCGCCCGCUGCGCGUGCCAGAGCCGACGAAGAGUGGCGAUUGGGAUCGCAGUAUCCGCCAGGCGCUCCCUCCCACGCAGGCGCUCCAGCUGCGCUCUCUGCAGCAUCCGCAGCCCAGCAGAACGACGCCGCCCCUGGUCCCCAGGAGGAGAGUCCUCACCGGUGGACUCAGCCCCCCCCAUCUCCGCUGCUUCUUCCCCCCCCUCAACUCCGGUCGACGAGGGGGGACAAAGGGCGCUGUCGCCAGAUCGCCGAAGGACGCUGGCACCACCGGCGGCGGCCGGCCACUGGGCCAACCUCCCACCGAUGCUUCCAGGGGCGCUGGCAGCCAGCGCGGCGGCACCUCCGCGGACCGCGCGUUCAGCGGGUACGGCUCGACUCGAGGCGCCACUUGUGGCUGGUGCGGAACGAGAAGGGCAGCAGAGGGGAAGUUUGGUGGAGGAUGCGCGGACGGAGGAGGCGGUGGCAGCUGCUGGCUGUUUUGGAGCAGUGGAGGCACUGCAGUUUGGUGGCGACGUAUGUGCCGACACCUGCUGCGGCGGGAAAUGCGCCUGCUGCUGAUGCUCGGGGUGGUACUGGUGCGAUGAUACAUGCUGGGGGGGAUACGCCAUUGGCUGCUGGGGCUGGGCGACAGCCCGGAGUAGGCCUUCGAGUGUCGCGGCAGCUCGCCCUAAACGCCUCUCCGCAGCCGAUCCGCGGUUACUCCCCCCGCCGGCCCUCCAGCCGAGGCGCUGGCCAGAACGCCCACGCUGCGCCUGCAGAGUCCGGUGCUGCUGCGCCGGCUGCGCCUGCGGGCGGCGCGGGGGCGUCCCACGGCGAGGAGGAUGUUGCAGGUGAGGCUGCUGACGCGCCUCGCCGUGCAUCGCAGGCCCACGACCGGCCUCCAGGGCGCGCUCGGGAGUUUUCUCCUCGCGCCUCUGCGGAGCGGACGGCCGACUCCGCGAUCGCCCGCGCAUCCGCUCGCGGGUCUGCUGGCGGGCUGACGAGGGGACAGGGAGCCCACGCUCCCAAUCACGGUUCGACUUGGCUGGAGGACUCGCCUGACCUUGGGGGGGCGCACUCUCUCCAGAGCUCUCCAAAUCGGCAGAGCGCUCACGAACGGGCCGGCCCAGCUCGAACCCCGAUGGCUGGUCCAUCAGGAGACGACGCGCCGCGCUCAGCUCCACCCACGACCCGACACGAACAACGGAAGGCGAGCAGGGUAGCCCCGAGGGGAGAGCGAGGAGGAGGGCGCAGGGGACACGCUGGGCGGGCAACUACGGGUCGCGGACGCGGGCAAUCCAGGCGAGGCGAUCUGUCCUGCGACGGAGGUCCGCUGAACGGAUUCCAGCAGGCCGCGACCAGGGCUUUAAGAGCCUUGGGUCUACAAGGAACUACAGGUGAAGAGGAAAGGGCCGAUGGAACUUAUGUACCUGGGUAGCAGAGGGAGUCUACAACUGACGCCUCUAGUGAGGAAGGAGGCGUGGAGACAGACAGACGUUCAAGAGGGGGAACUGCGGGCCCAACCCACAGAUCUGGGUGACGAAGGUCCAGCAGCAUGAAUAAUACACGGGUACCGCUGGACACCCAUCCCCACACAGCUCCGCAGCUGUCCCCAGAAGAGCUGGCGAACGACGCCUCCAGAUUCGCUGGGAUUGUCAGUUGGGACAUCGCAAUACUAUGCGACAGCCGCCAACCCCCGCUCUCCCGCCGGUUACCUCCCCAAAUUCGUCAACUUUUCGCGCUCGCCCUGCUGACACCCCUUCUUUUCCUCGCCAAAAAUCCAACCUCCACUGAAGGUUGGAUCCUGUUACUCUACCUCCCGCGUCUCACCCUUCGCCUACCUUCACCUAGACGUCCCGAUUGGCCCGCGGCAGAAAAACGCCUGCGACAAUUCCUCACGGGCCAAUGGGACGCUCUGUACCAAGCAGCUGCAUCUGCGGUUACCCUGCCACCCCCACCCCGCCACGUACCUGACACCCUCCGGAAAAUAUCCCGAGCCGAGGGGCUGGUGCGACGUGGUAGCUUGCGACGAGCUCUGCUCGCGUUGACCUCAACCCCAGUCAGCGAGUCCACCCCUGCUGUCCUGGAUGCGCUGAAGUCAAAACACCCCCACCAGCUAGCCGAAGACCUUAACUGGCCGCAGCUGGGCGAGGACAACAGACCGCCGACAAUCGACUUCGCUGAUUUCGCGAAGCUCCUCUCUCGCUGCGAAAAUGGGGUUGGAGCGGGGCCAUCAGGAAUGACUUUCGAGCAUCUUCGCGAUGCCUCGCUCACCAACCCCUCAGUCGCCAGGCACCUCCACGAGCUCGACCAGAUCUGCCGCACGAGGUCAGCGAGCUCCUAACCUCCUCACGCCUCCUGGCACUCACCAAACCAGAUGGAGGUACUCGCCCCAUCGCUAUCGGCGAGUGCCUGCAUCGACUGGCGGCUAAAUCCGCACUCAACACAACCGGCACAAGUCUAUUUCCUCCCACACCAAUUCGGGGCGGCAGUCAGGGGUGGAGGAGAGAUAAUCAUCCACGCCACCAGGGGCUUCACCUCCGCGCGCCCGGGAUCGCUGAUCCUGCAGGUCGAUCUCUCAAACGGGUUCAACAAUGUUGACUGUGGGGCUAUCAUUUACGCCAUCAAUCACUCACCCCUGCGCCCCCUUCUACCGUUCAUACAAUUCUCGUAUGGGGCACCGUCCCUGUUUUACCUCUUUGCGGCUGCCAUCCACCCUGCGCUCCAGGCCACCGCGGCAGCCCACCCCGGGGUCCUCUGCCUCGCCUACGCAGACGAUGUGACCUUCGUAGGCGACCCCGGUGCCUGCACCUCGGCGUUCCUAGACUUCACGGCCGCCAUGGAACGCAUCGGCCUCUCCGACAACCCCGCAAAAUGCGUGGCAUGGUCCGCCGAGCGCCCCGCGGGCCGCGCCUGACUGCCUUCCGCCAGACAUACCCUUCAACGUGCUGGGCAGUUUCAUAGGCACACCAGAAGGCACAGCAGGUUUCCUCCGCACCCAGCUGGCCGUGCUCGCCGAACCCCUCGCCACACUGGCCACGAUGGACCCCCAGUCCUCCUCCCUCCUCCUCACACGCUGCGUGUCCAGGCGUGUCUCGUACCUAACCCGCACCACCCCCCUGGAUUUCCUGCCCCUGGAGGCUUGGUCCGAGUGGGGCAGGGAGCUAUUUCACACCCUACUACGCGCCUGCAACCUCUAGCCACCUCGGGGUGAGUCGGAGCGGGCGCGUAUUUGGGCCCAGGCAUCUCUCCCUCUCUCUCUCGGAGGGCUGGGCCUCACCGAUCCAGCGAUUGAAGGGCAUCCGGCUUUUCUCACUAGCGUCACCCAAGCUCAGGCC
Closterium sp. NIES-67 is the source of this 4629-nucleotide messenger RNA. The record is from the annotation of a GenBank genome assembly. Lineage: Eukaryota; Viridiplantae; Streptophyta; Zygnematophyceae; Desmidiales; Closteriaceae.